Hyaena hyaena (striped hyena) is the source of this 3079-nucleotide messenger RNA. RefSeq names its product prolow-density lipoprotein receptor-related protein 1-like. Gene Ontology annotation, molecular function: calcium ion binding; protein binding. The coding region runs from base 80 to 2941 and encodes 953 amino acids. NCBI's taxonomy places the organism in Eukaryota, Metazoa, Chordata, Mammalia, Carnivora, Hyaenidae. The transcript has 14 exons. The record is from RefSeq and is a predicted model, not a curated record.
UAAGAACUUUUUUGCUUUGAGCUGUUAAAUGGAGUGUAUUGCCAUGUGCUUUUAAUACCAAGAUGAGGCCUUUUCAUCAAUGUUACGGAUCAACAUCUUGAUUGUUCAGGUGUGUGCUUGUGAGCAAGGUUUUGAGCUGGAGAGUGGCGGCCACGCCUGCAGGGAUGUGGAUGAGUGCCAGAGGCCAGGCGGCCAGCCUUGCAGUCAGACCUGUGUCAACACCGACGGCUCCUACGGCUGCACCUGUCACCCUGGCUACUCGCUGGAGCCUGAUGGCCACACGUGCAAAGCAACAGGUACCGAACCAAUCUUGCUUGUGGCAAUUCAGUUCCGCCUACUCCUCUAUGGCUUGAGGAGCUUGAAGGAAGAUAUCCUGGCAACCAUGGACAAGAACGUGAUGAUUUCAUCGAUUGACUAUGACUUAGUGGAGCAGAAAGUCUUCUGGACAGACCUCCGUGAAGAAAGUAUUAAAUGGAUAAGUAUGGACACCAAGAAGAAAGGGACCGUGGUGAAAGGUAUAAGGUCAGACUGUAUAGUGGUCGACUGGAUCGGGAGGAAUCUGUACUGGGUGGAUGGGACAGCUGGCCAGAUUUUGGCAAUCCAGCUGACUGCUGUUUGGAGAGGAAAAUCUGAGCACACGGUUGUCCUGGAUGAUGACGUGACACAACCACGGGCUUUGGCUUUAGAUCCCCUAAAUGGGUUAAUGUACUGGUCCGAAGUUGGAGGAGAACCUCAAAUAGAACAAGCCGGGAUGGAUGGAAGCAGCAGAAAAGUACUUGUCGAUCAAGGUCUUGGCUUGCCAACCAGCAUAGCGCUCGACCAGUUGAGUUGGAAGAUCUUCUGGUCCGAUGAGAAAUUUCACUGCAUUGGCUCUGCGAAUCUAGAUGGUACCGGUAUUACUAUGCUGCAGCUAACACAAAUCAAGAGCCCCUUUGCGGUCGCUGUGUUUGAAGAUGCAAUCUUCUGGUCUGAUACGAAGACGAGAACGGUGCAGCGCGUGAAGAAGACGACAGGCAAGAACAGGGCUGUCCUCAUCAAGCGUUCUGAACAGCCUUGUGGACUCAAGAUCAUGCACGAAGUGCUCCAGCCCAAGUCUUCCAAUCCUUGUCUGGAUGCUGGAUGUUCUCACUUGUGCCUUCUGAGCCCACGAUCCAAGGGAAGCUGUCAUUGCCCAGCUAGACUCCUGCUCGCAGAUGAUGGCAUCACGUGUGUUCCCCUUGAGGAGUCUGCAUUUCUGUUCCUUGUGCUGCCCACAGUUAUCAUGCAGAUUUAUCUGAAAAAUCUAGAAGCUUUACUAGGACAGUCAGCUUUACCAGAACAUAGGAUGCUUCCCCUUGCCACCGUGAACCGGCUUGCAUCCCUGGACUACCUAGUCCAAGAAAAGGCUCUCUACCUUUCAGAGUUGGAUAAUGGUGAUGUCAGGCUACUGAGGCUCAAAGAAUCUGGGAAACUCUCUUGGAGGAAAAUCCUAUCUGUGGAGGGGACUGUGAUAGACUUUGCUGUGGACUGGUUGAGCGGAAACAUAUAUUGGAUUGACAGUGAGAAUCCCCACAUCAACGUAGCUUCCUCCGAAGGUCAGUGUCCCACCAUCCUGUUCCGUGAAAACCUCUAUCGUCCAGCCUCUGUUGUGCUCCACCCACCCUCUGCAGUCAUGUGCUUUGCGGACCUGGGUUCCCAGCGGGAUGGUGAGCGUGGGUCCAGCAUUGAAUGUGCCUCCAUGGAUGGCAGCGGGAGGAAGGUGCUGUGGCAGAAAUCCCAGGUCCCUGCAGGCCUGACCUUUUCGGAUUCCGGGACCCGAGUGUACUGGGCUGAUACCGGGCGAGGCCUCAUAGAAAGUAUUCAACAAGAUGGCUCUCAAUACAGAAUAGACCGCAGAGGAAUUGAGGGCCUCAACCUCUUUGCGUAUGGUCAAGGCAUGAUGUUCUGGAUGACAGUUGAUGAUGUUGUCAGACCCUACCCCCGAGAUGCUAAUUUAUCAGCCCAAAUCACUAAAGUUUGGUACAGCAAGGCAGAACUUUCUGAAAGCCGGUGGUUCCAAAUAGACCAGAAGAUUGUGGAUUUAAAAGUUUACAGUAAACAUGGUCAACAGGGUAAUAACAGCUGCUCAAAAGACAAUGGAGGGUGCAGCCAUAUCUGUUUGCCAAACCCCGAAGGACGGACUUGUAAAUGUCCCAGUGGGUACUACUUGGCUAACACAAGCAGAUGUAGUGAAGCCGUCCUGUGCUCUGAGCCAUCACAAUCCUGUAAGGAUGGUCAGAAGUGCGUUUCCAUGGAGCAAGUUUGUGAUGGCCAUGCCGACUGUCUGGAUGGAUCUGAUGAAAUGGGCUGUACCUCUCCAGAUCAAAACCAUUCAACACCAACAUCGAAAAAUGCAGGGGCUGGAAAACGGUGGACUCCAAAGGCUGCCCCACCUCUCCAAGCUACUGGGUCUACCAAGGCUAGGUCUCCGGGGCCAGAAGGGAUGAAUUACCCUCUCAGAAAAACAGUGCUCCCUCCAGUCGUUGCUAGUGAAAGCAAGACCUCAGAGACCAAGCGAAAAGGCGAGCCUGUUCAGCCCAAGGACUCCCAGAGGGCAAAACAUCUGCCCUGUGGCACUGACUUCUGUAACGGGCGGGGAAUCUGCACGGUGGUAGGAGAGCUGAGAAAGUGCAGCUGUCUGAUGGAAUACGGUGGAGAGUUCUGUGAAGAGCCGGCACGUGGACCCACCCCUGGCCACAUCGCCCUCAGUGUAACCAUUGCCUUUUCAGUUGUCCUGGUAGCUCUAGGAGCAUUUGUCUAUUUCAGAAGAGAACACAAAUUAAAAAGAAAUAAUGCAGCAGCAUCAAGAAAUCUGAGCCGCCGUAAGGAAAAUGGCCAAGAAGAGGAGAAUCUAAUGAAUAGUGAGACUUUUGUCAAUGAAGCCUAUGAUGAGCAGGAACUGUUAACGUUACAAACUGACUAACCUGAUAAAAAAGGAGCUGAAACAUCUCAAUAAAAAUGGUUUAUACAUCGUACUGUGUGCUGUUUUAACGUCUGCAACUUACUGUAACUGUGUGCUAAAAUGGUAACUUAUUAAAAUAACUGCUUUUUAAAAUUGGAA